AUGUUACUCCGCUCUCUCUUGUCCUUCACCCUUGUCGCGGCCACGGUCCUCGGCGCUCCCGUCAUUACAACCAAGUACAAGCGCGAUCUUGCCACGAUCCAAGCCGCUCUGAACACCAUCAACUCUGCGCUGCAAGGACUCGACAAUUCGGUGAAAAACACGCAAACCGUGACACUGGGCGGUGGAAUCCAGCUGCUCGGCGCCGUCGGCAACGUCAAAACCUCAAUCGAGGACGCGACGACACAAGUUCAAGCCUCUGAGGUCCUCAACAGAAAGGACGCGCUGAAUCUCAAGGCUGCGACCGACGCGCUUACGAAUAACGUCAAGGUUACCAUCAACGAUGUUGUGGCAAAGAAAUCACUAGUCGACUCGCUCGGCGCAACGCCACUGGUUGCCGUUGCGCUCCAAGAUCAAAAGUCUGCAAGCGUCGCCCUCGCCCAGGCUCUCGUCAGCAAAGUCCCCCAGGAGCUGAACGCCGACGCGCAAAAGAGUGCCGGCGCCCUCAGCACCGUCCUGGAUCAAGGCAUCGCAGUCUUUGGCGGCACAUCUGUCCCGGCUCUCCCGGGAGCACCCGGCGCACCACCCCCGGCUGGCGCCGCAGCUGCCGGCUCUACCGUUUGUCAAGCAGUCGCUGCUCCCCCACAGGCCGAAGCUGAUGCUGCCGCUGCCCAGGACGCGGGCGCUGGUGGGGGUGGAGGUCUUUUGGCAGGGCUCAUGAGCAUGUUUCCGUUCAAGAAACACUAA
Messenger RNA from Colletotrichum chrysophilum, 744 nucleotides. RefSeq lists its product as uncharacterized. Gene Ontology annotation, cellular component: extracellular region. The transcript has a single exon. The coding region runs from base 1 to 744 and encodes 247 amino acids. Lineage: Eukaryota; Fungi; Ascomycota; Sordariomycetes; Glomerellales; Glomerellaceae. The record is from RefSeq and is a predicted model, not a curated record.